GUGAUAUUUUCUAGGCAAAAUUAAAGCAGAAGGGAAGGGAUGAGAGGCAACCACCCUACUUUAAUUUAUCUUAGAAGAAAAAGGUUAGACAAGUAUCCCUUUCUAUUUUCUUUCCUUCCCUCAUCACCAGUCACUUGAAACCCUAAUAGCCUCACCCUCCUAAGUCCUAACUUGCAAACACAAAAGAGAGUAAGAUACAUAUUUAAGUGCGUGCGUGCGUCGGAGUGUUUCCCCCAAACCCCAUACCUAUGAAACUCUCAAAGUCUUUCCAUUAAUGGAUUCGGGUAACAGCAGCGGGAGUAUGAGUAGCGGUGCUGAUGAAGAGAACGAGUCACGCGCCCACUCGCUCUCUUCUUCUUACAUGACACCACCUCCUCCCUUCACCACCGCCACUAACAACACGCAGCAGCACCUGUUCCUGCAGGAUCCUCUACUAUCAAACUACCUUGACAUCAUGUGGUCCAAACCCAACAACCAAUCGGAUCUAGCUGCCUCCUUCAUCAUACCUUCUUCAUCACAACAAGAACAAGCUGGAGGUGUCGCUGAUGUGGCAACUAAUCAGCAAAACCAGGGGGUCCCUGCUUCUUCCCCACCCAACAGAGCGGUGAGAACCAACCCCAAGAAACGGUCUAGAGCUUCUAGGCGUGCACCUACAACUGUGCUCACCACAGACACCAGCAAUUUCCGAGCCAUGGUUCAGGAAUUCACCGGCAUCCCAGCUCCUCCUUUCCCAAGAACCAGGUUCGAUCUAUUUGCUUCUUCUUCUUCUUCCGCUCUCCUGGACCCCUCACCGCCACCGCCAUCUUAUCUUCUUCGCCCUUUCCCACAGAGACUACUUAACAACCACCCUCUUCCCCCACCCUCCAUCGUCCACAACUCAACUACUGCCAUUAACUUCCAACAGCCCAUCUCUUCUUUAGGUACUCUCAGCUUCCAGAACAUGCUACAGCAAGCACCACCUCCAAACUACCCUUCUCAUCAUCAUCAUGCUGCUUCUGUUGCCGCCCAAGUGGGACUGAGGCAACAAGCGCAUCUUAACAACGAGAACAGGUUGCUGAGUAGUAGUAGUAAUGAUUCAUCAAGGGAGGAAUGGGCCCAGAGAAGAAGUGAUGGUCAAGGAGAAGAAGCUCUCUACACUGACGUUGCAGAAAACACACUACUCACAAAUACUGCCGCCAAAGUACAACACUACUCUUCGAAUACUAAGGGGACAGAUCAGUGUACAACUCAAGGUAUGCUAGAAUCAUUGAUUCAUUCUUCUUCUCCUCAUAAUUUAAGACCGAUAACACAAUAUGAUGAGGACAACAACAAUGACAUACAACACAAACAACAUUAUUAAUUGCUUUAUGUUUGUUUCUCAUUUCGUAAAGUUUGAAGCAACUCAGUCACUGUAGUAUCAAUCAAAGACAGAAUCCAAUCUCUUGCUUCGCAUUGUCAUCUUAACCACAACCAUCACAUUAAUUAAUUAAACUAGACACUCUUCUUCUUUUUCUUUUCUUUUAUCUGUAGUUGUGUACAUUAGUAGAAAUAUGUAUCUUUAUUUUUGCUAUUUUACUCUUAAUUAAUUAUUUUUAUUUUGCAAGAAUGUUGAAUCUUUUA
Messenger RNA from Arachis stenosperma, 1599 nucleotides. RefSeq lists its product as uncharacterized. NCBI's taxonomy places the organism in Eukaryota, Viridiplantae, Streptophyta, Magnoliopsida, Fabales, Fabaceae. The record is from RefSeq and is a predicted model, not a curated record. The transcript has a single exon. The coding region runs from base 275 to 1339 and encodes 354 amino acids.